Messenger RNA from Portunus trituberculatus (swimming crab), 2266 nucleotides. Its product is annotated as nucleolin-like. The coding region runs from base 16 to 1272 and encodes 418 amino acids. Lineage: Eukaryota; Metazoa; Arthropoda; Malacostraca; Decapoda; Portunidae. The transcript has 5 exons. The record is from RefSeq and is a predicted model, not a curated record.
GGUGCUGUGAUACUAAUGCCUGUGCUGAUGAAGGUACUGUUGGUGGUGGCGCUCGGGUCGGUAUGGUCUCCGGAGAGUUGGGGACCAGGGGGAGUGCAGGCGGCGAACUGGGGUAGAAUAGCACCCGGUCAUUCUUUCUCAGUAGUGUACAAUAAUGGAAACGCAAAAUCCUACACCUACUCCACGAACCAUGCCUCCUCCGGUGCCUAUGCUGCCGCUAAAGUCCCAGCCAAGGCCCCAGCGCCAGCCGCCCUAACAGUACAGCAGACAGCAGCAGCAGCAGCCACGACAUGGAGAGGUGGGAACCAGUUCCGUGACUACAGGACCUACCUGCCGGUGGACUACACGCCCGAGGUUAAGAAGGCGAGGAAGUCAUUCUUCAACCUCUACGACAAGCAGGCCAGGAUGGCCGCGCUGGCACCAGAUGAUCCCGUUGAACCUGAAAAGACUCCCUCACCCCCUGCCAAGCCCGCCACUGCCAGAGUCUCCCGCCCUGUAGCCAAGCCAGCUGUCACCCGUGGGUCUUCUAGAGGUACCUCAACUACCGCCAAGACGGUGGUCGGACAAUAUGACUUCGAUAACUACGACUUCACUGACUUCGAGAAGGAAGAGGGUGAGGGUGAGGAAGAAGAAGAGGAGGAGGAGGAGGGUGAGGAAGAAGAGGGUGAAGAGGGUGAGGAGGAAGAAGGUGAAGAGGAAGAAGAAGAAGAGGAAGAGGAGGAAGAGGAGGAUGAGGAAGAUGAGGAUGAAGAAGAGGAAGACUCUGACGAGGAGGACGAGGAUGAGGAAGAAGACUCUGAUGAGGAGGAGGACUCUGAUGAGGAGGAGGACUCUGAUGAGGAAGAUGAAGAAGACUCUGAUGAGGAAGACUCUGAUGAAGAAGACUCCUCCUCCUCCUCCUCCUCAUCUGAAGAGGAUCCGUUCGGAGUGGAGGGCGACUCCUCUUCUUCUUCAUCUAGUGAGGAAGAUGAGGACGGAGAGGACUCAUCUUCAUCAGAGGAAUCAGGGGAAGGUGAGGAAGGCGAAGACUCCUCCUCAUCAUCUUCCUCGUCCUCGGAGGAAGACGAGGACGGUGAUGCUCGAAUGUUGGUGUGGGGACCUCGCGGGUGGACCAGGAAGAAGGUGGCAAAUGCAGCUGCCGUGCCCUCCAAACUCAACCUGCUCGCCCCCAAGCCUGUCACCGAGACCCCGGAGGUAAUGCGAGCCAGAAAGAGGUUCUUCGAAAUUUAUAAGAUCCAGGCAGAGCUCGCCCGUAACGCCCCUGACCACUGAUCUCGACUCAUCGACCUCCCUGUCCUCGCCGAGCUUACACGGACCUUACCGUCACGCCAAACGUUCACAUCUGCUCCAACUGUUUUAAAGAUACAUCAUUCGCUCCAACACAGCAUGAAAACACAACAACGGGACUUGUCUGUACUCCCGUGUCUCACCUGUAUUUGAUACCUGCUCUCUCGCAGCACCCUAUGUGUGUGUGUGUGUGUGUGUGUGUGUGUGUGUGUGUGUGUGUGUGUGUGUGUGUGUGUGUUUAAAAAAUAAUAUCUGAUCCUCUUUCAUGCCUGUCACACUGCGGUAGUUUGAAACAGGCGAAAAUACGAAUUAUUUUCUUCUAAAUACAGGGUAGCGUAUCGUCCUUACCAGUCUAACGAACCACGAGGGCGACGUGGCCGCGAGGGAGCAGCGAGGCGUGAGGACACCACGAGCCGAAUAGAAAUGUGAUAUGAUUAUAUUUUCGGAGACCAUAAAUGAAGCCAAAAGGUGGAGAGCACAAUAACCAGAUAAUAGUGGAGCUCAGGAAAUCCACUUCCGCUACUCCAUCAGAAAGUAAAAAUGCUUAGAGGUAAUAGGUACCAACAAAAAGCCUUAUUAGCUGGAUUACAUCAAUUAUCUAUAUAUUGGAAAGCAUCGGCGAGCUGGACAUACUCAACUAGUUCUCUAGAUCCUUCUAUACAUACAUAAAUAGAUUUUAUUAUUUUAUAUAAAUAAACUUAAUAUAAGUAGUGUAAAUGAUGCUCUUCGAGACGCUUCAUGUGAACGUCUCAGAGACUCAAACACUGAACCAAAUAGUACGUAAGUCAAGAUGAAGGUAUUAAGUGCCAGUUCUCCUCUUUCACCUCUUUCUCAGCCCCCUUCAUCAUUCCUCCCACUCUCUUUCCUCCUCUUCUUGUUUGUUUCCCGCUGCGUCCCCAUGCCAGGCACACAGCGGGCAUCGUCGCAGCGGGAAAUAAGACACGAGUCUGUAUAUCUCAAUAAAUCCUGUGCCAGACAA